GUUAGUCGGUUGUGGCUCCUUAAGCAAGCAGGUCCACCGGGGUCAGCGCCAUUCUACCGACACACGGCUCUACCACAGCUACCUCACUGCAGUGGACGCUUGUUCUGCCGGAGCUCACCACGAACCGCUCUCCGUCCCUUUGCAACCAUGUUUGAGACCAGCAGGGAUGAUCUGUUCCUGCCUUCCUACCAAGAUGAGGAGAUGGUGGACAACCUGCUGUCCAGUGAGGAGUCAGAUGUAGAUGGUGGCGAUGGAGGACACUCCCUGGCCAAGGCCCUCCUCCCCCUGGUAGAGUCCUCCUCCCCGCCCCUCAUCCCCUGGGUGUGCUCCACGCGCUACAAGACGGAGCUCUGCACCAGUACUCCGUAUGGGUUUCUGAAGUAUUGGGGCUGCCAGUUUGCACGGCUAGGAGUAUGUUCUUCCGUCACAAAAGUAAAACGGAGUGUGUGUCGCAGCUACCAAACGAGGUACUGUAAUGGCAGCCGCUGCCUGUUUGUCCACAACGCCACCGAGCAGCGCCCCGCCCUGCGCCGACGCAGGAACGUCCCCUGCCGCACAUUCCGCUCCUUUGGAGUCUGUCCCUUCGGCACCCGCUGCAACUUCCUGCACGUUGAGGAUGAAAAUGUCACCAGCGGUCCGGAGCCGUCUGAAGAUGGCGAAGAGAAGACUCCGCCUGUCCCCAGCCCCCAGCUCCAACCACACACCAAAGAGUGGAAGCCACGCGGGGCCCUGUGCCGCACCUUUAGCUCCUUUGGUUUCUGCCUGUACGGUACACGCUGCCGCUUCCAGCACGGCCUCCCCAGCAAGAUCAAAACAUCCGACCAGACCCAAGGAGGGUCCUUCUACCUUCAGCUCGCCCCUGGCAGCUCAGGCUUACCCUCCCCCACCUCCCCCUUCACAGCCACCUCUCCUAACUCUUCAACAUCCUCUUCUCCUCCGUCGGCCUCCCCUCUGGCAACCCCUCCUGCAGAGGCCACGGCCCACAAUGCCUUCACCUUCUCCAGCCAGCACCUGAGUGACCUGCUGCUGCCGCUGGCCCUCCACCUGCAGCAGCUGGAGAGCAGCAAGGCCCAGGAGAUCUGGGACAACAGAGCACUCUGACUGGGUCAUAGUUAGAACCAGCAUCAGCACUCAACACCACAGCUCCGUUAAUCUACUGUUUUUAAGUAAUUUUUUUUUUUUUUAUUGAAGUUGUCUGACUUGAGAGCUUGUGUCAGCAGGUCAAGCAGGCCUUGAACUGGUCAGUUGUAGACCAAGCAGUCUAUAAGGCCUCUAGUUCCUGACAGGUGGUCAGUGGUCUCCUGAAACACUACAGGUGUAGCUAUGAUUGUAAUUUAAUUUUUUAACUAUUGUAAAUACUUUAUUAUUCAACUGAGUAAAUGAAAUGUCUGACUGUGUCAUGAAUAAACCAAUUUUAAUCUC
Morone saxatilis (striped sea-bass) is the source of this 1422-nucleotide messenger RNA. It is a transcript of the gene cth1, whose product is annotated as cysteine three histidine 1. The record is from RefSeq and is a predicted model, not a curated record. NCBI's taxonomy places the organism in Eukaryota, Metazoa, Chordata, Actinopteri, Moronidae. Gene Ontology annotation, molecular function: mRNA binding; metal ion binding.